This is a messenger RNA of Setaria italica (foxtail millet), 621 nucleotides long. RefSeq names its product protein TIFY 11d-like. Gene Ontology annotation, cellular component: nucleus. NCBI's taxonomy places the organism in Eukaryota, Viridiplantae, Streptophyta, Magnoliopsida, Poales, Poaceae. Gene Ontology annotation, biological process: regulation of jasmonic acid mediated signaling pathway; response to wounding; regulation of defense response. The transcript has 3 exons. The record is from RefSeq and is a predicted model, not a curated record. Bases 1 to 621 code for a protein of 206 amino acids.
AUGGCCGCCGAGGGGUCCAGGAGCGGGAGGAGAUCAGGCAGGUUCACCAUGACCUGCGCAUGCGUGCUCCAGCGGCAGCGCCAGGCGCGGGCGGGUAACGUCGCCCGCUUGUUCCAGGAGCCGCCGCCGCUCCCGGUGGCGCCCGCCGUGGAGAACGACGGCAGGACCAUGCAACUCUUCCCCGUGCGCGCCGGCGCUGCCAUGGCCCGGCAGAGGCUGGAGAUGACGAAGGCGCCGAUGACCAUCUUCUACGGGGGGCAGGUAAUCAGGGUGGAGAACGUCCCCGCGGACAAGGGGAAGCAGCUGAUGGAGAUGGCACAGUCGGUGAACAACCCUCCGCCGCCGGAGAAGGUGGUGGUGGUGGACGUCCCGGAUGAGGAGGUCGUCGCCGAGCCAUCGGCGGCCAUCACUGCCAACCAGGCUAGGAAGCUGUCAGUGCAGAGGUUCCUCGGGAAGAGGAAGCAAAGAACAGCGGAUGAUGAUGACGCACGUGUUUAUUUACUCAUCAGCAGGACCGACGACCCUGACGACGAGGAGGAGGCGUCGCCGUCGAAGAAGAUGGACACCGGCGGCGACGAGCCCUUUGAGGACGUGCCUUAUGCCUCGUGGCUCAGCCUCUAG